This is a messenger RNA of Salpingoeca rosetta, 876 nucleotides long. RefSeq lists its product as uncharacterized. The transcript is spliced from 2 exons. Lineage: Eukaryota; Choanoflagellata; Craspedida; Salpingoecidae. The record is from RefSeq and is a predicted model, not a curated record. Bases 1 to 582 code for a protein of 193 amino acids.
AUGGACUACAUUGCGCCCGUGCCCAAGAUGGAGGAGUUUGUGCCUGGGAUCAACAGGACGAUGCGGCUGCUGCUGCAACACGCCGUGGGGCGACAGCUGCCCUCGCGUGUGCAGCACGCGGCGUUUGUCACGGCCCUGUCCCACGUCACGCCGUCCCUCCCGCUCAUGGUCACGUUCACGAUUGGCGAGAGCGACCACCACCGCCACCAGCAGCAGCAGCAACAGCAGCAGCAGCAACACCACCAGAGCGCAUCCCGGCUCUCACGUGCGCUGAGCAGACACGGCGACGAAGAGGAAGCGGAUGCCGUGUCCACACACACCAGGCUGUCUGCUGCGCUACGCGUGGACAGCGAGCCCACCGAGCUGUACCGCAUGAGCGGCGUGUUGGACCCAAAUGCCCUGCUGCCACUCGGCGCAAAGGAGGGCGGGAAGCAGCUGGGCACGGCGCAGAUUGGGGGCGGUGCCGGGGGACCCAUCCAGGUGCAGGAGUACGACCUGGACACAUCGUCCGGCGGGGAGUCGUCAUCGGAGGAGGAGAGCGGCGCCGACCAGGCCGUGUUUGUCGACAUGUCCGAGAUUUAGGGCACACAUGGGGAGGUGGUUGGUGGGUUGGUUGGUGGUGUUUGGGGAGGAGUGACAGAGCAGAGGAUAAGGAGAGAAUGAGAAGAAGAAGAAGUGGAAGGAUGUGGGUGAGUACACAAGCACAUAUCUUCAUUCACACAUGCCUCCAUACACACAAAAUGGUUGCUUCCCCCCCCCCGCGUGUGAUUGUGUGUUGUGACGUCUAACAGGCCAUGCAUGCAUUGUUGUCAUGUUGCUUUUGGUGUUGUUGUUGUGAAUCGAGCCAUUUAGUAAACAGCACACGCAUUACGUCAA